Mustela erminea (ermine) is the source of this 5005-nucleotide messenger RNA. RefSeq names its product coiled-coil domain containing 57 (gene CCDC57). The transcript is spliced from 23 exons. The coding region runs from base 1586 to 4777 and encodes 1063 amino acids. NCBI's taxonomy places the organism in Eukaryota, Metazoa, Chordata, Mammalia, Carnivora, Mustelidae. The record is from RefSeq and is a predicted model, not a curated record.
GGACCCUCGGUUCGCCCUUCGGCGCCUGCGCGCGGGGCGGGUGAGAAGAGGCCGGAACCCUGCGCCGGAGCUCGCGUUUCCGGCCGGAGGCAGCGGAGCGCGGCCCCGAGCGCGCCCGGACCGCGGCGGCCGGACUCCGGUCACUAUGGCAACGCGGCGGGCCCGGAGGCCGCUCCCGGCGGGCGUGCGCGCCCUUACGGAUUCGGAGUUUCGGUUUGUGAACCGUGUUGUUCUGAAAGCCAGUGGCUCCCGGGAUGGGCCGGCCGGCUCAGCGCAGGGAGCACGGCUCCUGAUCCUGGGGUCACGGUUUGAGCACCACGCUGGGUGUGGAGAGCGCUUAAAUUCGUCAACGGCUUUUACCUGUAAGCUGAUUCAACUUCCCUUCCACUUUAUUUCUCAUUUACUCAGUUUUUAUUUGUUUUCUGUUACUGUUGGCAAAGGGAUUUGGCAGGUGUACGUGCCAACAACAGAGCACUUCACACCCCCGCACUCUAGUGGUGCCCCCGACCCCAGCAAGUGCCGCUGCUGGAAUUCAGAUCCAUUUUGGCCCCUGGCUCUUAUUUCCGAUUUUGCAGAUGGUCAUGGGACUACUUGGUAGUCCAUGAAGCACGGGAAGAAAGGCUUGUGGUCACAGGCCCAUGAUUUUCAGGCCCUGGAUGUGCCGGAAGAGGCCACGUAUGGAGUUUAGCUCAGACGGCCCACGCUGCGUCCCAACUUGAGUGCAGAACCAGAGAUGAGCCACCUCUGCACUUUCCUUCAAGUCCCACAAAAACGUCUUGUAGAUUAAACUCACUACCUGUGUUUAUAGAGCGACGAGGGAACACUCCUUAAUGAGGAGCGAAACGACACUUCACGCCCCUCAGGACGUCGUACGGCCGGGUCAGAGUGUGGCCGCUUACGGGAGCGUUCUCGAGUGCGCAUGAAGAACGCCGAAGCAGGAGCCCUGAGUGUCCCUUGCUCCGUUUCUGAGUUCCUGUCUGUAUUUGCUGUGUGCUGACAAGGGGGCUGCUGUGGGGUCCGCUCAGGAGUGGCUGCGCUGCACUUCUGUGACCCCGUUUCAGAGUGUCCCCGCCGGGCUCCCGAGUCCCGCCCACUGGUCUCCCCGGUCCCAGCCACAAACGGAGAAGAAAGUGUCAGUCCGCGGUGGACUGGAGACCGAGAGGCAAGGAAGCGGCUCGUGAGUGCUGAAUCUCCUGGAGACCGGGGCGGGUGCCCCGCGGGGCCGCGGCUCUCGGAGGCUGGCGGGCUCCAGCGAGCGCUCGCUCCUUCGCGGCCGCGUCCCCUCAUCCCUUCGGGAGCCUGUUCGGAAGGACCCAGCUCUUGUCGGUGAGCCGCGGUUUCCUGUCUUUCCUUCCUGCACUGCUGGGGGAGGACAGGCUAAACAGAGCCCUCAAGGUCUCGCCCUGGGGGCCCCCCUGUGGCUCCCAGAACGCGUGACCAGACAGCUGCCGGCCGGCCCAGAGCGUGCCCCCACUUGGUGACCGUGACGCCAAGGACGGGGGCCUGGGGCGGGUGUUGCAGAAGGACAGCCAGAGCCCCUAACUGCGGGCCCGCCGCCCACCUUGCCCCGGCCACAGCCGCGCAGAUGCUGCCGCCCACGGAGCAGGCCCUGAGCCAGCUGCUGGCCCGCGAGGAGGAGGAGCGGCGAGCGCUGCAGGCCCAGCGCGGCCGGCUGCAGGAGGCGGCCCUGCAGGAGGCGCACAGCCGGCUGCACCAGGCGCAGGGGGAGCUGCGGAGCCUGCGGGAGGACUUCGUCCACAACCUGCAGGUGCUGGAGGAGCGGGACCACGAGCUGGAGCGCUACGACGCGGCCUUCGCCCGGGCCCGGGGGCUGGAGGAGGCGCAGCGGGCGGAGGUGAGCGAGCUCAGAGUGGAGGCGGCCCGGCUGCGGCAGGCGCUGGCCCUCGAGGCCCGGCGGCGGGAGGACCUGCUGCGGCAGCACCGGCUGACGCUGCAGGAGCACCGGCGGGAGCUGGAGCGUGUGCACAGGUGCACUUCAAAGCACCGGUGUGAGGUGUCGCCGGCGACGGUGGUCCUGUGGACGACGUUGUUUCCUGAGGACGGCCCGGUGCAGGGAGAAGCUGCUGAGGGCAACAAGAAGAGCGAGAUGGACCAGCAGCGGGAACAGUACGGAAGCCUGAACCGGCAGCUGGAGAGAAAGCUCGCGGAGCUCCAUGGCGAGCUAGCUCAGCAGAGGCAGGAGCUGCUGCUGGAAUUCAAGUCGGAAAUGCAGAAGCGGGAGCACGGGUUCCGCCAGCAGGCAGACAGCUUGAGCACCGUGGUCUCGACUCAUGAGCUCAAGGUGAAAGUGUUGAACGAGGAGCUGGCGGCUGUGAAGGAGGCAGCCACCCAGGCCGCGGAGUCGCUGCGGAGCGCGGAGGCUGCCGGCGCGGGGCUGGAGGACGAGCUGCGGCGCAGGGACCGCGAGCUCAGGGACGUGGCCGCCGCCAAGGACGCCCGGAUAAAGGACUUAGAGGACAGACUGAACUGUGUGCAGCUCUCCAGGAAGAAAGAAGAGGAGGUGGCCAGGAGGAAGCACGAGGAGCUGGACCGUCUGGCCAGGGAGAGGGACGCGGCGCUGGCGGCUGCGAAGGGCGCCCACGCGGAGCAGCUGCAGGCGCUGGAGGCCCGGGCCCGGGAGCUGCAGGCCCACUGUGAGGCCCUCGAGCUGCAGCUGCGCCGGGCCGAGUGGAGGCAGGGGGACACGCUGAGGGAGAAGGACGCCGCCCUGGACAGACUUCGGGAAGACGCGUUGGCUCUAAGAUCCGGCUGGGACGCCCAGAUCGCUGAGCUGUCCAAGGAGAUGAUCUCCAAGGACCUCCAGAUUCAGUCGCUGCAGGCAGAGGCAGUGGAACUCAAGGCACAUCUGGCCAGAUGUCAGCAAGACAUUGGAAGGUACAAGCAGCAGCUGUCCGCCGCCGAGGAGAGGCAGCGGGGCCUGGAGCGCGAGAAGGCGCAGCUAGAGCUGGACUGGCGGCAGCGCUGUGACGUCGUGGAGAGGGACCACUACCGCAAGGCCGAGGACCUGAUCCGGGCCUUGAGCGAGGCGCGGGAUCAGGCCUCUGCGAAGCUCCAGGAGACGGAGCGGACACUGCGUGACCAGGAGGGGGUGCUCAAGGCCUUGACGCUGGAGAGAGACCAGGCCGUGCAGGCAUUGAGGACACGAGGCCUCCUUCCCGAGAAGGAGGUGCGGGUGCUCCUCGGGCAGCAGGAAGAAGAGAUAAGGGCCAGUUUUCCGUCCAGUGAGAUGCAGAGGCUCCAGGAGCAGAACACAAGCUUACGAAGGGCUGUUGCGGAGAUGCGGAAAGAAAUGGAGGCUCUGAGUGACCACGUUCCUCCUCCUGCCCCGUCGGGGGCUCGGGCCGCCGACACAGAGCAGCCCCGUCCAAGCCCAGAGGCGGCAGCUGAGGCGCCUGAUCACAUCACGGUCCUUGAAACAGAAAUACGGAAUCUAAAGCAUAAAUUCAAAGCCUUGGAAGAACAACUAGAAGUGUUCGAUCCUUCAAAGACCUCCUCCUCUUACGCGGACUUCCAACCCAGCGUCCAUGCCUCGGCCCACGUCCCUGAGACGCUGCUUUCUUGGCACAAGGACGAGAUUUCAUCCCCCACAGCCCUCAGUGCUGGCGGGGACUGGCCCUUCCACUCAGCUCCAGAGCUGACCUCCCGGUGGACACGAGGAGCUGUGCCGGCCGAAGGUGCCCCCGUUGGGCUAGCGCUCAGGAGGCUCCGAAACAGGGCACACGUCGUGAACCUCCUGGUGGCCCGGCUCAGGCAGAAGGUGCUGCAGCGACCCCUGGACGUGGACACUGUCCAGCACGCGCUUCCCCGUGAGGUGGACCAGGUGCGCCAGCAGGUCUCGGAGCUGCGGAAGCAGGUGUUUGAGCUUGAGGAGCACCUCGGGAACAGGCCGCUGUUGCCCGCCUUGGACAAGGUGGCCCUCGGGAGGGAGAGACCCACAGCGACUGAGGACCAGGGGCCACAGCGCCCCCAGGCCUUGUCUGUGCCCCGACUCCAGAGGAAACUAAAGGAGGCCACCCGAAAAAUCCUCCGCCUCUGCCUGGAGAAGGAACAGCUCCUGGAGAUGGGGAACAGGCUCCGUGCGGAGCUCGGCCAUCGGGCCCCGGGGGGAGCGGCUCCUCACCGCCCGCCCGGCCCCGGGGUCCAGAACCGGAGUGUCACCCGCGAGGCCCCUUCGGGACAACUGCAGCCCCGUUUUGCAGCUCAGGACUCUGAGAACACCAGGAAGACCCGUGUCUCCGAGUACUCCGGGAAGGUGCAGCCCCGCCUGGCGCAGACAGCCGGGAGAAGCCAGCCUCCGCAGGGCCAGGCGGCGGGAGCAGUGACAAGGUCAGGGCAGCGACAACACAGAAUGUCUGCGGCGACUUGCAGAUGCCCUCGGCACAAAGAAAACCAGUCCCCAAAGCUGCGCCCAGCUCACGAAGGCCCCACGGAGAGUAGGUGCCUGGCUGGGAGCUCCUCCUCGGUGGCCAGCGGUCCCCUCCAGGACACAUGGAAGUUACUGGACCUGGGAUCCAGCCCCUCUGGCCUCACGUCCCAGGACGACUCGGCACCAGAGCGCACUGCGCGGCCAGCAGCCGACAGCCUCAGACACCCGGACGGGAGCUCCGCGGCCACGCGGGCAGCCUUUGCCGUCGAAGGGAUGAAGAUGGAAGCUCGGGCAAAGGCCCUCCCCGCCAGACCCGCCAGAGCUCCCCCUUCGAAAACUAAAGGCUGCCAGCAGCCCCCCAAGAUCCGUAACUACAAUUUGAAGGACUGACUAUCCGGGCCUGCCUCGUCACACCCGCCCCCACCCCCGUCCCGUGUUGGCACGUGGGGCCUGUGCUUUCAUCCCGCAUGGCGGGUGUUAGUGUGAGUGCCCACAUGUGCACGAGGAGAAUGUGAUUGUGCCCACGGCCCCGGAGCAGAGGCCCCACUGACCGACCUAGAGCCAUUAAAGCCUGCGCUUCCCGUGCUCGGGCUCGGCCCUGCAGUCCUUACCUGGGAG